UGGACGAGAACGGCACUUCUUGCAGUCAGUCGUAGUAGUGCAGCCGAGCUGGGCUAGCCGGUAACGGAGUCCAGUGCAUUCUUAAAAAAUAAAUAUAAAAACGAAGGAAGCCUUUUAAUUCUACGACUCAUCAAGUUUGAACGGUAUUGAAGCCGCUGUUUUUUUCAUUCAGAUCGGUAGAUACUCCAUCUUCGGGACGGUCCCUAUCUCCAUCCCUUCCUUUUUUCCCUUUCUCUUUAUCUCUCUUGCGCUCUCUCUCUCUCAGCCUCCUUCGCCUCUCACAGUUGCAGAAAAUUCGCUAUGCAGCCCGGUGCUGCACCUCAAUGAACCUAAUUGGUGCACUGUGAGCGGCCAUCAUAAAUCUGGAGGGUUUUCAUCGUCCGCGGGUUGCUUAUGAAUUUGCCUAGGCAGGCCCUUUUACGGAGUUGAAUUCAUAGGUUGGAAAAAUGGAGAAAAUGGCACAAAACCUAGUUCUGUUUUUAUUGUGGCUUUCGGGCAGAUCACUCGCGGGAUUUCCAAACCAGAUUAAUAUAGGUGGUUUGUUCAUGCGUUCUACGGUGCAGGAGCACAGUGCGUUCAGGUUCGCCGUUCAGCUCUACAACACCAACCAGAACACAACCGAGAAACCUUUCCAUCUCAACUACAACGUAGACAACCUCGAGUCAUCCAACAGCUUCUCAGUCACCCAUGCGUUCUGCUCUCAGUUCUCCAGAGGGGUCUACGCCAUCUUCGGCUUCUAUGACAAGAAGUCCAUGAACACCCUAACGUCGUUCUGCGGGGCGCUGCACACCUCCUUCGUCACGCCCAGCUACCCCACGGACAACGAAGUGCAGUUCGUCAUCCAGAUGAGGCCUGCCCUCCGCGGGGCUGUCCUCAGCCUGCUGUCCCACUACAAGUGGCAGAAGUUUGUCUACCUGUAUGACACCGACAGAGGUUUCUCUAUCCUUCAGGCCAUCAUGGAAUCAGCGGUGUCUAACAACUGGCAGGUGACAGCCCGGUCUGUGGGGAGCAUCACGGACGCAGCGGAGUUCAGACGCAUCAUGGAGGAGAUGGACAGGAGGCAGGAGAAACGUUACGUCAUUGACUGUGAGGUGAACAGGAUCAACACCAUCCUUGAACAGGUGGUGACGCUGGGGAAGAACACUCAUGGGUACCACUACGUCAUCUCCAACCUGGGUUUCUCCAACGUGAGUUUGGACAAGGUCUUCCAAGGCGGUGCCAACAUAUCGGGCUUCCAGAUAGUGAGCCCCGAGAACCCCAUCGUUCAGCAGUUCCUACAGCGAUGGGAGAGACUGGAUGAAAGGGAAUUCCCAGAGGCCAGGAACACCCCGCUCAAGUACACGUCGGCCCUGACCCACGAUGCCAUCCUGGUGAUCGCGGAGGCCUUCCGGUACCUUCGGCGCCAGCGGGUGGACGUCUCGCGGCGAGGCGGCGCGGGGGACUGUCUGGCCAACCCCGCCGUGCCAUGGAGCCAAGGCAUAGACAUCGAGAGGGCUCUCAAAAUGGUCCAGGUGCAAGGAAUGACCGGGAACAUCCAGUUUGACAGCUACGGCCGGAGGUCUAAUUACACCAUCGACGUGUACGAGAUGAGAAUGGGGGGACCGAAAAAGAUCGGGUACUGGAACGAGUAUGAGCGCUUUGUAAAUGUGUUAGAACAGCAGGCGGUGGCCAACGAGUCCUCUUCCGUGGAAAACCGAACGAUUGUGGUCACUACUAUUAUGGAAGCUCCGUAUGUGAUGUUCAAGAAAAACCACAUGAAUCUGGAUGGGAAUGACAGAUAUGAAGGCUACUGUGUCGAUUUAGCUGCCGAAAUUGCAAAACAUGUGGGGAUAAGAUACAAACUGUCAGUAGUAGCCGACGGGAAGUACGGAGCAAGAGAUCCUGAAACCAAGACGUGGAAUGGGAUGGUGGGUGAACUGGUGUACGGGAGAGCUGAUAUAGCUGUGGCACCUUUGACCAUAACACUGGUCCGUGAGGAGGUGAUCGACUUCUCCAAGCCCUUCAUGUCUCUGGGCAUCUCCAUCAUGAUUAAGAAACCCCAGAAGUCCAAGCCCGGCGUCUUCUCCUUCCUGGACCCGCUGGCCUAUGAGAUCUGGAUGUGCAUCGUGUUCGCCUACAUCGGCGUUAGUGUGGUUCUGUUCCUGGUCAGCCGAUUCAGCCCGUACGAGUGGAACCUGGACGAACAGGAUGAAACCAAAGACCCGCAGACCCCGCCAGAUCCUCCCAAUGACUUUGGCAUCUUCAACUCUCUGUGGUUCUCUCUGGGAGCCUUCAUGCAGCAAGGAUGUGAUAUAUCACCCAGGUCCCUAUCAGGGAGAAUAGUAGGUGGCGUGUGGUGGUUUUUCACUCUCAUUAUAAUCUCCUCCUAUACGGCCAACCUGGCUGCCUUCCUCACAGUGGAGAGGAUGGUGUCCCCUAUAGAGAGCGCAGAGGAUCUGGCUAAACAGACUGAGAUCGCCUACGGAACACUGGACUCGGGUUCCACCAAAGAGUUCUUCAGGCGAUCCAAAAUAGCAGUCUAUGAGAAAAUGUGGUCUUACAUGAAAUCGGCCGAACCCUCAGUGUUUGCCAAGACCACGCCAGACGGGGUGGCCCGAGUACGAAAGUCCAAGGGCAAGUUUGCGUUCCUCCUCGAGUCCACCAUGAACGAGUACAUAGAGCAGCGGAAACCGUGUGACACCAUGAAAGUGGGCGGGAACCUGGACUCGAAGGGAUACGGUGUGGCCACACCCAAAGGCUCAGCAUUAAGAAAUGCUGUUAACCUGGCAGUGUUAAAACUGAAUGAGCAAGGCCUGUUGGACAAAUUGAAAAACAAAUGGUGGUACGACAAGGGCGAGUGCGGCAGCGGGGGCGGUGACUCCAAGGACAAGACAAGUGCUCUUAGUCUGAGCAAUGUGGCUGGAGUCUUCUAUAUUCUGGUCGGAGGACUGGGGCUGGCCAUGAUGGUUGCUCUGAUUGAGUUCUGCUACAAGUCACGGGCAGAAACCAAACGGCUCAAACUAGCAAAGAAUGCUGAGAAAUUUAAGCCAGCUCCCCCGACCAACACCCAGAACUUUGCCACAUACAGAGAAGGCUACAACGUGUAUGGGACAGAGAGUGUUAAGAUCUAAGGACGCUGGAGCUAGACUAGCUACGCUUCCCCUUACAAACGACUGUGACUAUCAACCCUAUGAUGAAAUGUGAGGACCACGACAGGAUUAUCUCAUCUGCAGCUAAAUCCUCCUGGCGGCCAUGUCAGCGAUAAUCUGCAAAGACAACACGACAGGACUGGUGAUGUGAAGAACUGAAUAUGGUUUCCUCCAGUGCCUUAUGUAUGGAACCCUCACUCAAUCACUGAGUUACUUAGAACAAUGCAACUCAUCACAAUGGUAUUGCUUUUUGCUUGAACUCACGGACUACUGAACAGACCGACGGAAAGGUCGAUGCUGUGAUCUGCUUUGAGAAACUUUAUUUGAGAUGCUGUGACGAAAUGUGAAGCGAUAAAGAACGAGAGCGACCUUAAGCCAUCACUUGCACCCCAAGCACAUUUUCCAAGUGCCGGACCGAAGAUGAAUACGAUAGGACAGGUGAUAAAUUGGUCUUUCUGCAAAGGGAAUUUGAUCAGAUUAUCCCAAUUCUUCUUGCAGACCAGGUUUUUGCUGGUUAAAUGUGUUUUGAAAUAAGUUUAUUUUAGGCACUGUAAGUCACUGAUUAUAAGAAGUUCAAAUUUUAUAUUGCUGUGACCAUGUAAUUGCUCUAAAAGACACAGUUGCAUCUUAUUGGAAUCCAUUGGUUAAAUAUGCCAUAGCCAAAACAACAUUGCAAUGUUUUUAUUCUUAAACAUGGUGCUCGUGAAGUCUGAGAGCAGGCUUUGACUGUGAGUCAGAAAUAGCACCCUAUUUCCUUUAUAGUGCACUACUUCUGACCAGAGCCCCUGGUCAAAACCUUAUACAGAAAAGGGUGCCAUUCUGGACACACAGAUUCAUGAAUUAGAUUAAUGUGAAAUGCAGCCUUUGGCUUAACAUGACUCAGUCAGGCUGUCAACGUCCCAGUAUACUGCCAACAGAUUCAACUGUGUAUUUUGGGGGAAUAAAGACAACUGUCGGAGCGAGUUCCACAGUCAGUAGGUGAGUGUAUUUUGUGGUGUGUCGAAUAUGAUGAGGAAUACUCACUCAAAGUAUCACUUUGAACCACAAUAUAAUUUUCUAUUCAUUCUUUAAAAAAAAAAACACCUGCAUAUUAAUGUAAACUAUUCAAGUCUUCUGUACUAUACAUUAAAACCAAACAAAGUGGGUAAUUCAAAAGUAGAUUAACUGCAAUCCAAACAGUAAUGGCUUUUUAACAGUAGUGUUUUGGAUUACCUUGGUAUUUUGUUGAACAAUUGCACAUUUUUAAAUGUGCUUUGGUUUGAUGAUUUGCGUUCAAUAUUAAUUUCAUUUUAUGAGCAUUAGUGUUUGGUAAAUUUGCUUAGUAAAUUAAAUUAAUGAAUAGUAUAAAUAAUUACAAUGAGAAAAUAGAUUUAUACAUGGUACUUACAGGGGGUGUCUUAAAAGCUUAGCACAUUUCCAUAUUGCUAUAACAAUUCCUUUUUUUCUUUUCAAAAAACGAAUUCCAUAGGAUUUAGGGAAGACAAUGAAAAUCACCUAAAACCAUGGAAAGUUUUGUAUAAAAAAAGCAAAAGAACUCUAAAAAAUUUAAGAAAUAGGAAACAAACCAUUGUAAAGGAGAUGUGUACAUUUAUUUAAAUGAAAUGUAUUUAUUAAGGCUACACAAAAAAUAAGAGUGAUUGGUUGCCCAGUUUUUUGGAGUAAAUUGCAUGUAAAACCAGUGAUGACUUAUAGCUCUGCUAACUUACAUCAGAUUUUAGGGCAGCAGUAGAAAUUCAACAUUGAUUAUUCUUCAGUUAUUUUCUUUUGUAAGUUCACCUCACAAGGAGACACUUAUUGCCAAGCAUCUUACUGACUACAAAAGAGCAAGAAUCUGCAUGCGUGCUUAUAAUUUACUGCUAUUCAUUAGUGAGGAGCUGUACAGAGAAUUUUAAUACAUUUUGUAAAUAAACGUGUAUGGAAACAACA
This is a messenger RNA of Esox lucius (northern pike), 5054 nucleotides long. RefSeq names its product glutamate receptor, ionotropic, AMPA 3b (gene gria3b). Gene Ontology annotation, biological process: synaptic transmission, glutamatergic; modulation of chemical synaptic transmission; monoatomic ion transport. Gene Ontology annotation, molecular function: AMPA glutamate receptor activity; transmitter-gated monoatomic ion channel activity involved in regulation of postsynaptic membrane potential. The record is from RefSeq and is a predicted model, not a curated record. The transcript has 16 exons. The coding region runs from base 447 to 3110 and encodes 887 amino acids. Gene Ontology annotation, cellular component: postsynaptic membrane; dendritic spine; AMPA glutamate receptor complex. Lineage: Eukaryota; Metazoa; Chordata; Actinopteri; Esociformes; Esocidae.